Myxocyprinus asiaticus (Chinese sucker) is the source of this 2200-nucleotide messenger RNA. It is a transcript of the gene gpr171, whose product is annotated as G protein-coupled receptor 171. Gene Ontology annotation, cellular component: membrane. Gene Ontology annotation, molecular function: G protein-coupled purinergic nucleotide receptor activity. Bases 512 to 1462 code for a protein of 316 amino acids. Lineage: Eukaryota; Metazoa; Chordata; Actinopteri; Cypriniformes; Catostomidae. The transcript has 2 exons. The record is from RefSeq and is a predicted model, not a curated record. Gene Ontology annotation, biological process: G protein-coupled receptor signaling pathway.
GUUCACAUUUCCGCUGCGUCAUUGCACUACAUUGUAGGAGUGCUGGUGAAUGCUUUCCCUCCGUUGGCUGAUAUAAUCAAGACCAUACCCCAAGACAAGAGGAAACAUGAUUUGUAAUGUAGUGGAGCCAAUACAGAGACUCUGAGAACAAGUAUCGUAGUAGCUGUAGUAGCAGGAUCUCAAUAUCUGGUGAUGUGGAUUUUUCCAUGGCAAUUUCUGUCUCAUACUGAUAUGUGACAUGACAUGCUUGAGCGCACAGAACAGGAAAAUGCUUUUGUGCACUUGAAAAGGGGGGUUACCACUUCCUUCCUCCACACUCUUUACUUUCUGGUGAAGUGAGACUGUUAAAUCAACUUUAAUUAUUAUCGGUGGUCUUACAGAUGCAUUGGGUAGUCACAUGAAAAAAAGGAGAACUAAAACUCCUCUCCUUGACCUACUUUAUUUAUUUAGGACUUGAAUACAUAGAUUACAUACAGUACAAUUAGAUUCUACAAGUUUAUACAAUCCAAGAAUGGGGAAUCCAAAUACUAGCAUCUGUAUCAUCAACGACAACAUGGUGCCCUUUGCCACGUUUUACAUCCUCAUCUUCUUGAUUGGCAUGGCCACCAGCCUGGUGGCACUGUGGGCCUUCAUAACCAGCCAGAACGCUAAAAAGUGCAUCAAUGUUUACCUAAUCAAUCUUCUGACAUCUGAUUUCCUCCUCAUGCUGGCCCUUCCCGUCAAGAUUGCAAAAGAUCUGGGCAAUGAGUCUCUGAGUUUGACCAUUUUUCACUGCCAAGUGAGUUCUCCACUCAUCUACAUCAACAUGUACGCUUCCAUCAUCUUUCUAUCGUUUGUUAGUGUUCAGCGCUACCUCCAAAUCACUCGAAGCUCAAAACUGCUCCGACUGCAAGAGGUGGGCUUUGCGGUGCUAAUGUCAGCAGUGGUCUGGUUCCUUGUGCUCUUCAUCAAUGUGCCCAACAUGGCCAUUCCAAUCAAAGGUAACAUUACAAAAAAACAUGGCCUAACCUGCUCUGACCUAAAAGAGGAUUUGGGCAAGCACUGGCAUGCACUGUCGGUAUUUCUGGGUAUGGCUAUAUUCUUCAAUGCCUCUGCAGCUGUGCUUCUGUCCAAUGGCUUGGUCUUGAAGCAGCUUUGGUGUCGACGUGAAUCAGACCCCGAGGACCAAGCGACUGCCCGGCAUGCCUUCAUAAACAUCGCAGUGGUGACCUUGGCUUACAUGGUAAGCUUUGUGCCAUACCAUGCUGUGCGUAUGCCGUACACGUUUACACAGAUAGAGGUGUUCUCUGAUUGCAGUUUGAAGAAGAGUCUGUUUCUGGCCAAAGAGUCUACCCUACUCCUCUCCAUCUUGCACCUAUGCUUUGAUCCACUGCUGUACUAUGUUAUCUGCCAUGCAUUCAGGCAUCAAGUCACAAAGGCCUUCUCAAACAGACACAGUGUUUCAAACUAUGACACAGACUAAAAAUUUCCAUUGGAAAAUUGAAUGCAUGGUAAUGUAAAACAGCAAGACAUUCAACCAAGCAGAAAGCUAGAAAUGUCUGGAGAAAAGGAGAGUGCAAAAAGAACUGUGGCCAAUAAUGGCACAAAACAUAAUUUAAAGCAGUCCGCGCAAUUAGCUCUUGCCAUCUAACACGACUAAGUCUACAGAUGUAAUUUUCAUAUCAAGUCAUUUAUUUUUGUAUAGUGCUUUUUAAAGCAGCUUUUUUUUUAGAAAAUCAUACUGUCUGUUAUGUAAGGUUUUAAAUGUCCCCAGUGAACAGCUUCAUUGAAAAACCUCAUUGAAAAUCAUGCUUUAAUGUUUUUGUCUUUAAGCCCCCCAUGAGCAAGCCAAAGGCAACUGUGGCAAGGAACAAAAAUGCCAUAUGAUGUUUGUUAGUAAAGAGGGGAAAAUGAAAGAAAGAAAAUUAAAAACACGGGAGAAAACAGACCUAGCUGGGGGAGAUAGUUUUCCUCUGGCUAUACGUCCACAGAAGACAGACUGAUUGUUGCUCAGAGGUGUUUGUUUAAUUCAUUACUGUUGUUAUUUAUAAGCAUUGAGAUUCAGUGGGAAAUUGUUAGUAAAAAUUAUAUUGCACAGCUACGAAUUAAAUGCAAAUUUCUAGAUAGAUUAAAAAAUAAAUUAUGUGUGAUUCACAAAUUGUAAUGGCUGAGAAGAGUUCUGUUUAAAUCUGUUUAUUAAAAAUAAAGCAGUUUUGCAAAA